Messenger RNA from Penicillium nucicola, 1626 nucleotides. It is a transcript of the gene cbhB, whose product is annotated as putative 1,4-beta-D-glucan-cellobiohydrolyase. Lineage: Eukaryota; Fungi; Ascomycota; Eurotiomycetes; Eurotiales; Aspergillaceae. The transcript has a single exon. Gene Ontology annotation, cellular component: extracellular region. Gene Ontology annotation, molecular function: hydrolase activity, hydrolyzing O-glycosyl compounds; cellulose binding. Bases 1 to 1626 code for a protein of 541 amino acids. The record is from RefSeq and is a predicted model, not a curated record. Gene Ontology annotation, biological process: carbohydrate metabolic process.
AUGGCUUCUGCUAUUUCCUUCAAAAUAUACAAGAAUGCUCUACUGUUCGCUGCCUUGCUAAGCACUGCAAAGGCGCAGCAGGUCGGCACCAAUACUGCUGAAGUUCACCCGUCCUUGACUUGGCAGAAGUGCACCAGCGGAGGCAGCUGCACUUCGCAAUCUGGCAAAGUUGUCAUUGACUCGAAUUGGCGUUGGCUUCACAACACCGGCGGAUACACCAACUGCUACACCGGCAAUACGUGGGAUACUACACUUUGCCCUGACGAUGUCACUUGCGCCACCAAUUGCGCCCUGGAGGGUGCCGACUACUCAGGCACAUACGGUGUGACCACCAGCGGUAGUUCUUUGCGACUGAACUUCGUCACGCAGGCGUCCCAGAAGAACAUUGGCUCUCGUCUCUACUUGAUGCAGGAUGAUAGCAGCUACGAAAUGUUUCAGCUGUUGAAUCAAGAGUUCACCUUUGACGUUGAUGUAUCCAACCUCCCAUGUGGUCUGAACGGUGCUCUCUACUUCGUGGCCAUGGAUGCCGAUGGUGGCAUGGCGAAGCACCCAGCCAACAAAGCCGGUGCCAAGUACGGUACUGGUUAUUGCGACUCCCAGUGCCCGCGCGACCUCAAGUUCAUCGACGGAGCCGCCAAUGUGGAAGGUUGGGUGCCAUCUCCCAAUGAUGUUAACGCUGGUACUGGCAACUAUGGGUCUUGCUGUGCUGAGAUGGACAUUUGGGAAGCCAACAAAAUCUCCAAUGCCGUCACGCCUCAUCCAUGCGACACCCCAACCCAGGUCAAAUGUGAGGGUGAUGCCUGUGGUGGUACUUAUAGCAGUGAUCGUUAUGGUGGCACUUGCGAUCCAGAUGGGUGUGACUUCAACCCAUACCGAAUGGGCAACCAGUCUUUCUACGGACCGAGCAAGAUUGUCGAUACUACUUCUCCCUUCACGGUGGUGACUCAGUUCAUCACUAACGAUGGCACAUCCUCAGGCACGUUGUCGGAGAUCAAGCGCCUGUACGUGCAAAAUGGAAAGGUGAUUACUCAGUCAUCGUCUACUGUCAGUGGUGUGACUGGCAACUCUAUCACCGAUUCCUUCUGCUCUGCUCAGAAGACCGCCUUCGGAGAUACCGACGUCUUUAGCAAGCACGGAGGCCUUGCAGGCAUGGGUGCCGGACUCGCGGAUGGCAUGGUUCUUGUGAUGAGCCUGUGGGAUGACCACGCGGCCAACAUGCUCUGGCUCGAUAGUACCUACCCAACUACUUCCACGUCUACGACCCCGGGUGCGGCUCGUGGUUCUUGCGACAUUUCCUCUGGUGCACCCACUGAUGUGGAGACGAACAACGCGAACUCCUAUGUCAUCUACUCUAACAUCAAGGUCGGCCCCAUCGGUUCAACCUACAGCUCCGGAAGCUCUGGCUCGGGAACUACCACCACCUCGAAGACUACCAGCACCAGCACCACCUCUAAGACCACCAGUACCACCACCAAGACUACCAGCACAACUACCUCGGCAGGAUCAAGCACCACUGGGGCUGCUCACUAUGCCCAGUGUGGUGGAAGUGGAUUCACCGGCACGACUACUUGUGCCAGUCCCUACACCUGUCAGAAGCAGAACGAUUUCUACUCUCAGUGCCUGUAG